AUGUCCGGAAACACCAAGGCCUUCUUUGACAUUGAGUACGCCCCUGUGGGCACCAGUGCCCCCAAGACCGCUCGUGUCGUCUUCAACCUCUUCGAGCAGGAUGUCCCCAAGACCGCUCGCAACUUCCGUGAGCUCUGCAAGGCUCCCCAGGGCCAGGGUUACAAGGGCUCCAGCUUCCACCGUAUCAUCCCUCAGUUCAUGCUUCAGGGUGGUGACUUCACCCGUGGCAAUGGCACUGGUGGUCGCUCCAUCUACGGUGAGAAGUUCGCCGAUGAGAACUUCAUCUACAAGCACAACAAGCCCGGUCUUCUCUCCAUGGCCAACGCUGGUCCCAACACCAACGGCUCCCAGUUCUUCAUCACCACCGUUGUGACUUCUUGGCUCGAUGGCAAGCACGUCGUCUUCGGCGAGGUUGCUGAUGCUGAUUCCAUGAAGGUUGUCAAGGAGAUUGAGGCCCUUGGCAGCAGCUCUGGUGCUGUCCGCUCCAACGUGAAGCCCACCAUUGUUAACGCCGGUGAGCUCUAA
This is a messenger RNA of Aspergillus alliaceus, 525 nucleotides long. It is a transcript of the gene cyp4, whose product is annotated as peptidyl-prolyl cis-trans isomerase. The coding region runs from base 1 to 525 and encodes 174 amino acids. The transcript is spliced from 4 exons. Gene Ontology annotation, biological process: protein peptidyl-prolyl isomerization; protein folding. Gene Ontology annotation, molecular function: peptidyl-prolyl cis-trans isomerase activity. Lineage: Eukaryota; Fungi; Ascomycota; Eurotiomycetes; Eurotiales; Aspergillaceae. The record is from RefSeq and is a predicted model, not a curated record.